Messenger RNA from Medicago truncatula (barrel medic), 1173 nucleotides. RefSeq names its product putative leucine-rich repeat receptor-like serine/threonine-protein kinase At2g24130. Gene Ontology annotation, molecular function: protein binding. The coding region runs from base 1 to 1173 and encodes 390 amino acids. The transcript has a single exon. The record is from RefSeq and is a predicted model, not a curated record. NCBI's taxonomy places the organism in Eukaryota, Viridiplantae, Streptophyta, Magnoliopsida, Fabales, Fabaceae.
AUGACUCUAUCACAAAUCCACUCAUUAACUCAUGAAAAUGACAUUCACUCCCUUCAAGAAAUAGUGCAUGGCAUUGAUCCUAAUUCAAUUUCUCCAUCUUCUUAUAUCAAUAGUUGGGACUUCACAGUUGAUCCAUGUCAUAGCACUGGCUCACAAUUUCUUGGAAUAUUAUGUGAUUUACCAUUGGACAACUCUUCUAGUAGAGUAACAGCAAUUGAUCUUGAUGGCAUUGGUUAUGAAGGAUUCUUAACACCAGUUAUAGGGAACCUAACAGAGCUAACAAUACUCAAUCUCAACAAUAACAAGUUUAGAGGACCAAUACCAGAAACCAUUGGCAAUUUGAGAAAACUCACUAGACUCACCUUCUCAGAUAACUUUUUCACUGGUGGUAUUCCUCAAGAAAUCAUUGAACUUAAGAGACUUGAAUAUCUUGAUCUUUCCGCGAACAGGCUUUCCGGCACAAUCCCUUCUAAUAUGACAGGUUUGAGAAGCUUAACUUACUUGAGCUUAUCAAACAAUAACUUUUCAGGUAGAGUCCAAAAUCUCACUGGACUAUGGAAUUUGAACACACUAGACAUUAGUUACAACCAGUUUUUCGGCAAUCUACCAAAUCUUCCAGUGAGUUUAAGAAACAUAUAUCUCAGCCAUAAUAUUUUUUCAGGAGACAUAACACCUCUUAAGGAUCUUAUACAUGUAAGAUGGUUAGAUAUAAGUGACAAUAGACUUUCAGGUGUUAUAAGAAGGGACAUUCUCUCCUUAAGAUUUGUUAGUCAUUUAAAUGUUUCUUAUAACAGAUUUACAUCGAUCAAUGUUGUUAACGGACAAGGACAAGGACAACGACUUCGUUUGCUUGAGGCUCAAGCUAACAAUUUGAAGGGUCAUUUGCCAGUGAAUUUGGUGACUUUCACAAACUUGACUAUAAUAAAUUUAUCAAACAAUCAAUUACAUGGUCCUAUUCCAAAAGAGUAUGGAUUAAAACUAAGAACAACAUGGAGAAGAUUGUAUUUGGAUCACAACUUUCUUACAGGAAAUCUUCCAUUGGAGUUAACUCACAAAUCCACAAAUUUCAAAGGAAGCUUUGCAAACAACUGUCUCAAUUGCCCAACAAAUGUUGGUGUUUGCCGUGGAGGGCAAAGACCAGCAACAGAAUGUACUGGGCAACACAACCUAUGA